AGAUACGCCAGCUUAUAUUUCUGUGUAGCAAUAGAGAAAGAUGAUAAUGAACUUCUCACACUGGAGAUAAUCCACAGAUAUGUUGAGCUUCUGGACAAAUAUUUUGGAAGUGUAAGUACAGUAAUCACAAAUUUCACUGUGACUAAAUCAAGAAAACCUUAUGUGAUUAUUUGUUUUUUCGGUUUGUUGAUAUGGAGCAUAAGUUUAUGUCAUUCAUGUGUUGAUUUUGUUUACCGAAAGGUUUGUGAGCUGGAUAUCAUUUUCAAUUUUGAGAAGGCUUAUUUUAUGUUGGAUGAACUGAUUCUUGGAGGAGAGAUCCAAGAAACAAGCAAGAAAAAUGUCCUGAAAGCAAUAUCAGCCCAAGAUCUUCUUCAGGAGGUAGGUUGAGACCUUCUUUUUUGAUAAAAAGUUACAAUGCUGGUUUCAGAAACUUGCUGCAUUGAUUUAAAAGGAAAGCUUCCUUGUUUUCAGUGUUCUUUUGAUUAUUUUAAAACCAAAGCCAGAGUUAUGUAAUGACCAUUCAAAACAAAUGCAAAUAUCAAAAGGAGCUGACAAGAAUUCAAAAUAUUUAAACAGAAAAGGCCUUAGUCUGGAAAAAUAUGGGUUUUUUAAUAAUUGGUUUUUUGAUUUUUGUAUAAUGUGAUUGGUUGCUGUGACUCAACUUUAUAGGCCAAUCAGAGAGUACAGGGAAACACAGGCAAUGACACAUUGCAAAUCACUUUUGACACUUGACUUGAAAUUGCCAUGUCAGCAAAAGUAUACACUGUUUGCAAACAGUAAGAAAUUUUGUAGUAGUGUUGUUAUCCUCUUAGUCAUCUUCAUUUUGAUCAGGUGAUAUUUUAUGCUGUAUGUUGAUUGUCUUUUUUGUUCAGUUUUUAUAACUGUACCAUGUGUUUAGCAACAGGUAAACCUCAGGAGCUUACAUAGUCCUUUUUUUAAGGCUUGUCUUCUUUAAAUUCUACUAUUUUAGUCACCAGUGACAUCCUAUUAAAUCUAUUCAUGUCUGCAUUAUGUCACUUCGUUGUAUAUUGUGAGAUAGUUCAACUGUUUCAAAUGUGGUGGUACUAUUAACCAGAUUAGUGUUGAAAAAAUGAAUAACCUAAAACUGCUCAAGUUGAUUUCCAACUGAAAUAAAAGCUUCAAUAUAAAAGCUGCAAAUGUAGAAUUUUUACUCAACUUUGUUGUGAGAAAAUUGUUAAUACUAACAAAUAGAUACAAUAUAAUUUGAUUUGACUUCUUAAAUUGCCCUUAAUUUUGUUCAAACAUUUUAACAUUUUAAAGCAACACAAUGAAAUAAUGGUAAAAGAAAUAAGGUAAAAGUAAAUAAUAAAAUGUGUGGCUUACAUCAUUAAAUAAACCUUUGAUUGCAAAAUCUCUUUUUGUUAAGUUACUUAAAUUAACAAGUUUUUUUCAUUGUCACAUUUCAGACCUUCUGUGUUUUCACCUAGACACCGGUCUUUAUUUUUUUUGUCUUCAACAAUGUCAACAUAUAGAUUCUCAAAACCACACUUCAUGUCCUAUACCCAAUCUUGUAAGGGAGAAUGUAGAUAUAACUGAAUCAUGAAAUGGGUAGUGUUUAGUAAUGAGUUUCUUCUUAUCAUCACUUACCUGAGGAGGCCAUUUAAAAUAUUUGGUGAAAUUUUCAACCAUCAAAGAAAUCCUCUUCUUUAUCAACACAACAUUUGGAAUGGGCAAAGGCCCAUCAGGUGAUGUGAAGGCCUGUGGAUGAAGAUGUCCAUGUUUGUGUUCUGAGCGGGCUCAUUGUUUUGUAUUCCUGAACAAGACAAUCUAUAUUCUUCCAGUGCCUUCUCCACCCAGGAGUCAUGAGUUUGAAAAAGGUAUCAGUGAAUUAUCAGGGAAACCUGAUAAAAUUCUGAGGGAAACUAAUCAUGGACUAGCAUUCCAUCCAGGGGAUGGGGUAAUACCCUUAUUUUUUUAUGUUGCAGAAAUUGAGGUGAACUAUAACAACAAGGUGUUUUAGUCUUUGCAUGCCAAAAUACUUUGAUUUCACAUAGUGCCAGCAGAUAGUGUCACUUUCCUACAGACAUCUUUAUACCUUUGAUAUCUUUGCUAAUCCUUUCCUCUGAGCUUCCACUUUGCCUUGCUUUCAUACUUUUUCCACAGGAAGCAGAACUGCGCAGUGCUUUGGAGGAAAUGGGUCUUGCCUGAGUUCUUUCAUCUGUAAAAUCUCUACCUCUGAUACUUUUGUUCUACAGGAAGGUGAACUCCAGCGCACGCUGGAAGAAAUGGGUUUGGUCUGA
Molecule: messenger RNA, 2261 nt
Organism: Pocillopora meandrina
Lineage: Eukaryota; Metazoa; Cnidaria; Anthozoa; Scleractinia; Pocilloporidae
Source: the annotation of a GenBank genome assembly